Molecule: messenger RNA, 1838 nt
Organism: Prunus avium (sweet cherry)
Lineage: Eukaryota; Viridiplantae; Streptophyta; Magnoliopsida; Rosales; Rosaceae
Product: synaptotagmin-1
Cellular component (GO): endoplasmic reticulum
Molecular function (GO): lipid binding
Source: RefSeq, a predicted model, not a curated record
AUGGGAUUCUUCAGUACGAUUUUUGGGUUUUGUGGAUUUGGACUUGGUAUAUCGAUUGGUCUUGUGGCUGGCUAUUUUCUUUUCAUCUACGUCCAAUCUACCGAUGUUCAGAAUCCUGAAAUUCGUCCUCUGGUUGAUCAAGAUACGGAAACGUUACAGCGGAUGCUUCCUGAGAUACCUCUUUGGGUGAAAAAUCCGGACUAUGAUCGUCUUGAUUGGCUAAACAAAUUCCUUGAGUAUAUGUGGCCUUAUCUGGACAAGGCAAUCUGCAAGACUGCAAAAGAAAUUGCAAAGCCCAUAAUAGCUGAGGAAAUUCCAAAGUACAAGAUUGAGUCUGUUGAAUUUGAAACACUGACUUUAGGUUCCUUACCACCAACUUUUCAAGGUAUGAAAGUUUAUGUCACCGAUGAGAAGGAGUUGAUUAUGGAACCCUCCAUAAAAUGGGCUGGAAAUCCUAACGUCCUUGUUGCUGUGAAAGCAUUUGGAUUGAAGGCAACUGUUCAGGUGGUGGAUUUACAAGUUUUUGCUGCUCCACGUAUUACUUUGAAGCCGUUGGUUCCAAGCUUUCCUUGUUUUGCCCAAAUAAAUGUAUCUCUCAUGGAUAAGCCUUAUGUUGAUUUUGGAUUAAAGCUAAUAGGAGCUGAUCUUAUGUCAAUACCUGGCCUUUAUAGAUUCGUCCAGGAGCUUAUCAAAGAUCAGGUUGCUAACAUGUAUCUGUGGCCGAAAACUCUUGAAGUACCAAUAAUGGACCCCGCGAAAGCCUUUAACAGGCCCGUAGGAAUUCUCCAUGUGAAGGUUCUGAGGGCAAUGAAGUUAAAAAAGAAGGAUCUUCUUGGUGCUUCGGACCCUUAUGUGAAACUAAAGCUCACGGAGAACAAUCUCCCAUCACACAAGACCAGUGUCAAGCUCAAGAACCUGAAUCCUGAAUGGAAUGAGGAAUUUAACAUCGUUGUUAAAGAUCCGCAAUCUCAGGCUUUAGAACUUCUUGUUUAUGACUGGGAGAAGGUGGGCAAACAUGAAAAAAUGGGUAUGAAUGUAGUACCUCUGAAAGAUCUACCCAAGGAUGAGCCAAAAGUUUUGACUGUCGACCUUCUUAAAAAUAUGGAUUUAAAUGAUGCUCAAAAUGAGAAGCAGCGUGGGCAGCUUGAAGUGGAAUUGACUUAUAAACCUUUUAAAGAGGAGGACAUGCAAAAGGGAUUUGAAGAAACACUGACAGUACAGAAGGCUCCUGAGGGAACUCCACCUGGUGGAGGUUUGCUUGUUAUCGUAGUUCAUGAAGCUCAAGAUCUUGAAGGAAAGCACCACUGUAAUCCAUCUGCUCGACUUAUUUUCAGAGGGGAGGAAAGAAGGACCAAGCCACUAAAGAAAAGCAGAGAUCCACGAUGGGCAGAGGAUUUUCAAUUUAUGUGUGAGGAACCUCCCAUCAAUGACAAAUUACACGUGGAAGUUGUCAGCACCUCAUCAAGAAUGGGCUUGCUCCAUCCAAAGGAAUCUCUGGGUUAUGUUCAGAUCAGUCUUUCAGACGUUGUGUCCAACAAACGUAUCAACCAGAAGUACCAUCUUAUAGACUCAAAGAAUGGUCAGAUCCAGAUUGAGCUGCAAUGGAGAACUGCUGAAUGAGCUCAAACUUUCUUUUUCUUCUUUUUUGUUUUCUCCCCUUUAAACCCUUGAGAUGGAACUUGGUACAAGAUUUGAGUCUUAGCAUACCACUUGAUAUGGAACUUCUAUACUUCAUUGUCAUCAAAUCAUAUCGAUUUGUUUGUUCUUCAUGUACAUUAUUGUAAUAAUCUUACAGCGAAGCUUAUUGCAAAGUGAAAACAAAUCCUUGGUAUUAUCAA